UCUCGUCGCUCACGAAUAUGGGCAAACUAGGGAGGCAUCUGCGAAUGAAGAAAACCCGAUGGAUUAUCGCUCGACCCGCGUCGAGUUUUCUUCAAACGCGGUCGACUAGUUUGGCCCCGUUCCAUGUACGAGCACGCUCGCGCGCGCGCGCACACACACACGCGCACACCCCCACACACACACACGAGGAAAGAACUACGGACACGUCCGUCGAGCGCACGCACGAACAAGCACUUGCGGAAAAGCGCUGCUCCGGUCAGCUGUCGAAAGAGGAGAAUUCUCGGGCAUUGGGGUCGGCACUCGACGCGGCGACGUGUCGGAUGGAAACGACGACGAGAAGAAACAAACGAGGAGGCGGCGGCACGCGAAGGAGAUCGCAGCGGAAGCGGCGACACGAAGAAGAAGCGGCGAAAGAAGAGGAAGAGACGUGAGUUUUGGCGAUUCUACGGGCAGUGUCGACGCGCGUGUGCGGUGCCGCGUGACAGUGCACGUGGAGACAGUGCGGGUGAGACAGUGCGCGGUGCAGUGCGGCGACAGGCAGAAAGCGGGAAGAAGAAGAAAAAGGAGGAGAAGGAGGAAGAGGAAGAGGAGGAGGAGGAGGAGGAGAAGGAGGAUAAAGAGGAGAAGGAGGAGGAGGAGAAGAGGAAGACGGCGAAACGUAGUUGGGUGGAGUAAACGGAGCACGGAACGAGAGGAGAGGAGG
Messenger RNA from Acromyrmex echinatior (Panamanian leafcutter ant), 703 nucleotides. RefSeq lists its product as uncharacterized. The record is from RefSeq and is a predicted model, not a curated record. NCBI's taxonomy places the organism in Eukaryota, Metazoa, Arthropoda, Insecta, Hymenoptera, Formicidae.